Ichthyophthirius multifiliis is the source of this 1431-nucleotide messenger RNA. RefSeq lists its product as hypothetical. Gene Ontology annotation, biological process: Golgi to vacuole transport; protein targeting to vacuole. The transcript has 2 exons. Gene Ontology annotation, cellular component: endosome membrane; membrane coat; AP-3 adaptor complex. NCBI's taxonomy places the organism in Eukaryota, Ciliophora, Oligohymenophorea, Hymenostomatida. The record is from RefSeq and is a predicted model, not a curated record.
GAGAAUAUGGAUUUAUCAGCCUUAGAAUUUCAAAUAAUAAAUUGUUUAGGGUCUUAAAAUUUUACAUUAAAAAAAAUGGCUUGCUUACAAUCAUGUAUAUCAGUAGAUCCUUUUAGUUAAAGUUUAUUUAUGGGAACAAACAUAUUUAAAAAAGAAAUGAUGAAAUCGAAUCAUAUUGAAAUUUCUUGCAUCCUUAAUUGUAUAACAAACAUCGUAGAUAAAGAACUUGGCCCAAGAAUAAUUAAAGAAGCAAUGAAACUUUUGAAAAGCACUAAUGUUUUGAUAAGAAAAAAAGCCUUGGUUUUAGUAGCUUAAAUUUUUACACAUGCACCAUAAACAAUAUAGGGAAAUUUAGAAAUUAUUUUAAAUUAAAUUAUUCCUUAAGAAUCUAAUCCAACUGUAUUAGCAUGCUUUACAAGUGUAGUAUAAACUGUAUUAAAUACAUAACCAAAGUUAUAUCCUUUAUUUGUAAAACCUUUAUAUGAGAUACUCCAGAAAUAAAAAUCGAAUUGGUUUAUGAUUAAAUUAGUAAAAACAUUUCAUAAAAUGUUAAAACUGGAACCUCGUUUAAUAAAAAAACUAUCAGAUUAAUAUUUACAAGUUUUAUAAAAUAACAAAUCAAAAGCACUUGAAUAUGAGGUUUUAUCAAGUACAAUAGAAUAUUUUUAAGAGGAAAAGGAACUUUAUGAAUUGGCUUGUUAAAAAUUAAGAAGCUUAAUAGAUCAUAAAGAUGGAAAUUUAAGAAAUUUAGGAUUUAUAUUAUUAAAUAAAACAAUAUAAGGAAAUUAAUCAAUAUUAGAAGAAUAUAAAGAAUUUUUGAUAUAAAAUUAUGAAAAUGCUAAUGAUUAAUUCACUAAAAUUCAAAUUUUGGAAAUUUUUUAAAAUUAUAUUACUAAAGAAAUGUUUAAAACUGUCAUUGAAGCUAUAUUAGCAAAUUUAGAAAAAGAAAAUAAUAAAAUAAUAAAUAAGAUUAUACAUUUUGUGAUUAUUUUAUCUUAAAAAAAUGACUUUGAAUUAAUUAAUGAUUUCGAUUGGCUUCUUAAUAAAGUAAUUUUUAAUAUUUGUAAAUUCGUUGACGAUAUGGAAUGCGCGGUUAUGAUUUAAUAAUUGAUUUAUUCUAUUAUGGUAAGAGUAGAAGGCACAAAAUAAUUAAUAUUUAAUCUUUCAAUUAAUAUUAUUAAAUAUUUAAAUGAAAACUAAGAAAAUUUAUUUGAAAAUACAAAAUAAUAUUUAAACAUUCCCUAAAUUUCUGCCAAAGAAAAAAUCUUUUAAACUUUAGUUUUUUUAAUAGGAGAACAUUCGAAUUUAAUUAAAGAUAAAAAUAAUUUAAAAGCACUUUUUAAAUUUUUUAAUUAAGAAAAAAUCUUAUUAAAAUAUAGAUUUUCAUAUACAGAAAUAUAAUCUAGUUUAUUUAAAGUUUCUUUUUUAUGA